This is a messenger RNA of Myxocyprinus asiaticus (Chinese sucker), 2961 nucleotides long. It is a transcript of the gene dgat1a, whose product is annotated as diacylglycerol O-acyltransferase 1a. The transcript is spliced from 17 exons. The record is from RefSeq and is a predicted model, not a curated record. Gene Ontology annotation, biological process: triglyceride biosynthetic process. Gene Ontology annotation, cellular component: endoplasmic reticulum membrane. Lineage: Eukaryota; Metazoa; Chordata; Actinopteri; Cypriniformes; Catostomidae. The coding region runs from base 153 to 1655 and encodes 500 amino acids. Gene Ontology annotation, molecular function: diacylglycerol O-acyltransferase activity.
GUGUCACCACAUUCAUUGCGCAAAGUGGGCGCAGCGCGGCGGGCUUCAUGCGCCCUGUCCGACUCGAUUUAACCCGCUGAUGUCAAAGAUCGGUGAAACGAAAAGAUCAUGAGAGAAACAAUGCGUCUGUAAGCUUCAAAUUAACCGUGAAAAUGGGCGACAGGAGCGAGAGGGGCGCGGUAAAGCACAGACGGAGAACCACGAUCUCUGGAGAGUCGGCGGAGGCUCGAGCGAAGCGCAGCGGCGCAGCAGAGACGCUCAGCGGGCAGGUGAACGAGAGAGAGAGGAGACAGGAGACAUCAGCCACAGCGAACAAACACAAGAAUGACAAUGAUGCUGUCGAUAAAAUACUCAGCUGUCACAAGCUUCAGGAGUCGUUGCUCAGCUCUGACAGCGGCUACAGCAAUUACAGAGGAAUUCUCAACUGGUGUGUGGUCAUGCUGGUUUUGACCAAUGCACGGCUUUUCCUGGAGAACCUUAUAAAAUAUGGCAUACUGGUGGAUCCCAUCCAGGUGGUGUCUCUCUUCUUAAAGGACCCCUAUAGCUGGCCUGCGCUGUGCCUGAUCAUCGUGUCAAACGUGUUUAUAAUGGCAGCUCUAUACACUGAGAGAAGACUAUCUGUGGGCUCCUUUUCUGAGGGUACCGGAACAUUCCUUCAUUUUGCCAAUCUUGCAACACUUUUGUGUUUCCCAGCUGCUACAGUUCUCACAGUGACCUCUAUGACCCCAGUGGGCGGUGCUGUGGCAUUGGGGGUGUACACAGUUCUCUUCCUAAAACUCUACUCAUACAGAGACAUCAACAAAUGGUGCAGAGAGACAAGACACGCCAAAGCCCGCACCCUGUCCCGCUCGCAUUCCUUUCCGUCUCUACACAGAGCGAAUGGCACAACCGCAAACACACACGUGACAUAUCCGGGUAACCUCACACACAGAGACAUGUAUUAUUUUAUUUUUGCUCCGACUCUGUGUUAUGAGCUCAACUUCCCUCGGUCUCCACGGAUACGAAAACGUUUCUUACUGCGACGAUUGUUCGAGAUGCUGUUUUUAAUACAGUUAAUGGUUGGAUUAAUACAGCAGUGGAUGGUGCCUACUAUUCAAAACUCAAUGAAACCCUUUCAGGACAUGGAUUUCUCUAGAAUGGUUGAACGACUGCUGAAACUCGCUGUGCCCAAUCAUUUAAUCUGGCUCAUCUUUUUCUAUUGGUUUUUCCACUCCUCUAUGAACUUCGUAGCUGAGCUCAUGCAGUUCGGAGACCGCGAGUUUUACCGAGACUGGUGGAACUCUGAAACAGUCCCAUAUUUUUGGUCGAACUGGAACAUUCCUGUACACAAAUGGUGUCUACGACACUUUUAUAAGCCCAUGUUGCUGAAAGGCGUUAAUAAGUUACCGGCUCAGAUUGCUGUGUUCUUCCUGUCUGCAUUUUUCCACGAGUAUUUGGUGAGCAUUCCCCUUAAGAUGUUUCGGCUGUGGGCAUUCUUGGGUAUGAUGUCACAGAUCCCACUCGCCUAUUUUGUGGGUCGAUUCUUGAGAGGAAACUAUGGCAACGCCGCUGUGUGGAUGUCGCUGAUCAUCGGCCAGCCGGUCGCCGUGCUUAUGUACGUCCACGACUAUUACGUGCUGAAUUCUGUGGCCGUGAGGCAGGACGACGCACCAUGACGUGACAUUCUUUACAAUAACCGAGAUGUUGAAUGUAAAAGCAAUGCAUAUAUUUUUACAAGGGAAAUGACAUGUUUUUAACACAAUAAAAGGCCAAUUUUUGGCAAAAGCACUUGGACUGAUCAGUGUGAGUAGGCUUGUGUUUUAUCAUGUGCAAUCGUAAUUGAAACACUGCCAAGCCAAAGCGACACAACAUCACAACACCUUCUCACUUCUGUUUCAUACUUGAAACUUUCCUAUAACGUUGAUCAAUGCAAAGAGGCACAAAAUGAAAAGUGCCAAAAAAGUGAUGCUGUUUGUUAUUAUUUUUCAGUUUUUUCUUCAGUAUAAAUCUAAUGUGUUUUUUAUGAUUUGUGAUCGAAUCAGGUUUUUGCACUUUAUUUGACAGUGCAUGAAGUGUGUUAGUGUUUUAACUUAAAGAAUGCAAGUUUACUUUAAACUUAAAAUAAGUUUUAAUUUUAAGAAUGUACCUGCUUUUACAGUGGCAAGAAAAAGUAUGUGAACCCCCUGGAAUUACCUGCAUUUAUGAACAAAUUUGUCUGAAAAUCUGGUUUGAUCUUCAUCUAAGUUAUAAUAAUCAAGCACAAUCUGUUUGAACUAAUAACACACAAUUUAUUGUGUUGUUCUUGUAGAUAUUGAAUACAUCACUCAAACAUUCACAGUGUAGGUUGGAAAAAGUAAGUGAACCCCUAGGCUAAUGAUGUCAGCAAAAGCUAAUUAGAGUAAGGAGUUGGCAAACCUGGCAUCCAAUUAAUGAAACGAGAUUGGAGGUGUGGGUUAGAGCUACUUUGACUUAUAAAAAGCACUCAAACAUUUUGAGUUUGCUAUUCACAAGAAGCAUCUUCUGAAGUGGCCAUGCCUUGCAAACAAAGAGUUUUCAGAAGACCUACGAUCAAGAAUUGUUGCUUUGCAUAAAGCUGGAAAGGGUUACAGAGUUAUCUCAUAGAAACGCUUGGUUGAAGUUAUUGCUGCCAAAGAAGGGUCGACCAGUUAUUAAAUCCAAGGGUUCACUUACUUUUUCCACAGCACUGUGAAUGUUUAAUGGGAUGUGUUCAAUUAAGACAUGAAAGAUUAUAAUUGUUUGUUGUUAUCUUAAGCAGAUUGUGUUUGUCUGUACUUGUGACUUUGAUGAAGAUGAGAUCAUACUAUAUGACCAAUUAAUCCAGAAAACCAGCUAAUACCAAAGGGUUCACAUACUUUUUCUUGCCACUGUAUGUUGAUUUGAUUAUUGUAAUAUUAUAUGUGAAAUAUGUUCAUCUGUGAAAUUGUUUAAACCAAAAUAUAGUUUUUUUUUUGUGCCAUUCUA